Molecule: messenger RNA, 468 nt
Organism: Mangifera indica (mango)
Lineage: Eukaryota; Viridiplantae; Streptophyta; Magnoliopsida; Sapindales; Anacardiaceae
Product: putative cytochrome c oxidase subunit 6b-like
Exons: 3
Coding region: 1-336 (111 amino acids)
Cellular component (GO): mitochondrion; respiratory chain complex IV
Source: RefSeq, a predicted model, not a curated record
AUGAAACACUUAACUACCAUACAGGAAUUUCCCCAACGGAAGAGAAGAAAAGGUUUUUUGAAAGAGAUCAGCAGAAUCCAAGUAUCAGUGUUGUCGGCUGCACAAGUAGAUCCACACGACAAGAUGAGAUCAAGAGACGUGAACAAGGUGGCCAGUGGCGAACAAGCUCCUGCACCUAAUCAUGAAUACGGAACCGUCUCUCCACCUCCUCCUCCAUGUUGUGUAAAGGAGAAAGGCAAAAAUGCACUUGAAUGUGAGAAGCUUGAAAAGUUUUGUCGAUCAUUGUGUCCCAACGAAUGGGUGAGUGGUCUGCUUAGUGGAGGUUGUCAUAUAUAAUUCAAUACCAAAUGAUUGUGUCUUUUUGCAGAUUGAGCGGUGGAAGGAACACAGAGAGCUGGGAACCUUCCCGCCCCAAUUUAAGAUUACUCUUUCACUAUUAUAAUGUUUUAUCAUAUCUAUUUACUCGAC